UCAUUGAUGAGGAGCCAAGGAGAAGCUUCAGCUUGGAGCUGUCAUCGGCCCUCUGAACACAUCUGCCUCUCUCUAUCAACCCUCCCUUCCUCUGUCUACGAGCGCGCGAGCGUGUGUGUGUGUGUGUGUGUGUGUGUGUGUAUUCACGGCGAGUGUGUUGUGUUUCUGCAGAACUCGGUGUUGGAGGUGUUUGAAUCGGAGCAGACGGACUGGGAUGCAGGCACCGCCGAGACCGACGCUCCCUCUCCCGGACUGACAGGCCAAUCGCAAGCCACCGUUCGCCCUGCCUCUGAAUCCCUCUCUCUCUCUCCCUCAUCCUCUCUCUCUCUUCCUCUCUCUCUUUUUCUCUCUCUCUCUCUCCAGUUUCAUUCCUUAGCGCUCUGCUCGUGUAUCCCCUCCUCCUCUUCCUCCUCCUCCUCCUCACACCUUUUGGUCAGAAGAGGAAGAGGAAGCCCAGCCCAGGGAGAGACGCUGAGAGGAUGAAACUCUGACACGCCGGCAGACCACAGGGAAACAAGAGCACAACUAUAAUUGCUUGGAAAGAAUCACCCAGGAAGGUCAGCCAAGACUCCCGCUGUAGGUGCCAAAGUGAGAUCUCCAGGACUACAAUUACUCUGGCUGCAGAGCAAAGUGAAUGACAGCAACCCUGCUGACCCGGGACUCGGACCUCUGCAGUGACAACUGAUUUCCAACUCCUAGAGCCUCCCAACAGGUUGUAUCUGACGGAGGAACCGGUGCCGCGCUCCCAUCCUCGCGCUCCUCCAACAACAACAACACUAGGUCAGAGCGAGCACGGCGACAAGGGCAGCCGAACCCGACCGCUUUCUCUCUCGUUCUGUGCUGGUAAACGAUCUCCUCCUGGAGGAUUGUGGGUAAAGUUCUUCAGCACCUUUGGCAGCAGCAGCGAGUCGCGUGACCCCGCUCCAGGCCGACCGGCUUCACCUGUACAUGGAGACCCCCAGCUGGGCAGGAAACACGUUGUGUAAGUCAGGAAGCAUUGCCGUCUUCGGGAACGUGGUGUACAGCGGACUGCUGAACGAUCACCUCUGGCAUUUGGGAGUGCCCCUCUUUACGAGACUGGGUAACCAAGAGGCCACCAACCCUCCUGAAGCGAUGGCCCAGCCCUACACCCCCGCCCAGUACCCGCCUCCCCCACAGAAUGGCAUCCCUGCAGAGUUUGCGGCGCCGCACCCGCUCCCGACGCAGGACUACACCGGGCAGAGCCGGGUGCCCGAGCACGCCAUGACCCUGUACACGCCCACACAGACGCACAGCGAGCCGGCCGGCACUGACAACAGCACGCCCACCAUCACCGCCACCACGACCGCACCGGUCAGUGCCCUGCAUCACCUGCAAACACUGUUCUCAACACGCUGUCAGCAAGUAAAAUAUAUUCUUCUUAUCAUUUUAUACUUCAUUAACUGAUUAACUGUGAUUCUU
Messenger RNA from Poecilia latipinna (sailfin molly), 1440 nucleotides. RefSeq names its product RNA binding protein fox-1 homolog 1-like. Bases 949 to 1425 code for a protein of 158 amino acids. The transcript is spliced from 8 exons. Lineage: Eukaryota; Metazoa; Chordata; Actinopteri; Cyprinodontiformes; Poeciliidae. Gene Ontology annotation, molecular function: mRNA binding. Gene Ontology annotation, cellular component: nucleus; cytoplasm. Gene Ontology annotation, biological process: nervous system development; regulation of alternative mRNA splicing, via spliceosome. The record is from RefSeq and is a predicted model, not a curated record.